ACAGAUCCCUUUAAGGAAAAUCAAAGACGGUUAGAGAAAUUAUUUGAUGGCGCGUCCACUCCUGAUUCCUCUGAAGAAACGUUUGUGGAUGAUGUAGAAUAUGGAUCAGAUAAGGAUUACCGACCUUCUGAAAGUGAAUCUUCGAUUUCUAAAGACCCAGUUGGAAGUUAG
Messenger RNA from Parnassius apollo (apollo), 171 nucleotides. The record is from the annotation of a GenBank genome assembly. NCBI's taxonomy places the organism in Eukaryota, Metazoa, Arthropoda, Insecta, Lepidoptera, Papilionidae.